AUGCAGAAAAUUGGGUUCAGGUUCAGUGGUCGUAUCCUUGGCCUGGCUUUGAUCCAUCAGUACCUUCUGGAUGCUUUCUUCACAAGGCCCUUCUAUAAGGCACUCCUGAGGCUGCCCUGCGAUUUGAGUGACCUGGAAUAUCUGGAUGAGGAGUUUCACCAGAGUUUGCAGUGGAUGAAGGACAACAAUAUCACAGACAUCCUGGACCUCACGUUCACCGUUAACGAAGAGGUGUUCGGACAGGUAACAGAGAGGGAGCUAAAGUCGGGAGGCGCCAACACCCAGGUGACGGAGAAGAACAAGAAGGAGUACAUCGAGAGGAUGGUGAAGUGGCGUGUGGAGCGAGGCGUGGUGCAGCAGGCUGAGGCCCUGGUGCGGGGCUUCUAUGAGGUGGUAGAUUCAAGACUCGUCUCAGUGUUUGAUGCCAGGGAGCUGGAGCUAGUGAUAGCGGGGACUGCUGAGAUUGACCUGAACGACUGGCGGAACAACACGGAGUACCGGGGAGGUUAUCAUGAUGGGCAUCUCGUGAUCCGCUGGUUCUGGGCUGCCGUGGAACACUUCAAUAAUGAGCAGAGACUAAGAUUGCUUCAGUUUGUAACAGGAACCUCAAGUGUGCCCUAUGAAGGCUUUGCCGCCCUGAGAGGAAGCAAUGGGCUUCGGCGCUUCUGCAUCGAGAAAUGGGGGAAAAUCACAUCUCUCCCCAGGGCCCACACGUGCUUCAAUCGAUUGGACCUUCCACCUUAUCCCUCAUACUCCAUGUUGUAUGAGAAGCUAUUAACAGCUGUAGAAGAAACCAGCACGUUUGGACUUGAAUAAGGGAAUGGAGCCCCAU
Messenger RNA from Perognathus longimembris pacificus (Pacific pocket mouse), 832 nucleotides. Its product is annotated as E3 ubiquitin-protein ligase HECW1-like. Gene Ontology annotation, biological process: regulation of dendrite morphogenesis. Bases 1 to 816 code for a protein of 271 amino acids. Gene Ontology annotation, molecular function: ubiquitin-protein transferase activity. The transcript is spliced from 7 exons. Lineage: Eukaryota; Metazoa; Chordata; Mammalia; Rodentia; Heteromyidae. The record is from RefSeq and is a predicted model, not a curated record.